AUGCAGCGACCAGUGACAGGAGGGUUUCCAGCACGACAGAUCUACUGGGAAAUGUUUACUGCUUGUGACAUGGUCUCUCAACUCAGCUGGAGUUCGACUACUGCAAAGCGAUGUGACGAGAUGCUCUCGGCGCAGGCGCAGCCUGCAUUUGGGAUUGCCAUUGGUUGCACUAGAGCCCGGAAGUACGUGGCAAAGCCCGGAUGCGGAGUAUCAUUGCUACCACGUAUUUCGAUCUGGCCUUCUGCGUGGAGCGAUGGCAGCAGAAGCAGUUGGACUCACUGCCAGCAUCAUCACCCUGGUGGAUGGGACAUAUCAGAGCAGCAGACGGCUGUACGAAUUCAUCGACGGCUUUCGGACCGCCUCGCAGACACUGAGCGAUCUCCAUGGAGAGAGCUAUCAACGGUUCAGUGGCUUCUGGAAGCUCUCAAGAAUAAGCUGAGGCGCAUAGACUACCAGACCUUGGCCGAGGGAAUGAGAAUAUGCUUGCAGGACUUCAAACCCUCCAUGGAAGCCUGUAGCAAAGCCUGCUAUGAGUUCAGAGGGAAGGUGGCACAUAUUACAUCCCAUUCGACAGAGGAUCAGAUCAGCUGGCGGGACAAGGCCCGGCUUCAGUUUGAGGAGAAAGGAAUCACGGCUUUCAAACACCGCAUCGGUAGCCACAAGUCAACUAUCAACAUUGCGCUGGGGCUGUUGACGUUCUUGUCUUCGGACCAAAAUCGGGAAACCCUCCAAGAGCUCCAAAACAAUAUCACUACCGCAAUGAGCGAGAUCUCAGGUCAAAUGGAGGGUUUAGAUAUUGGCAUCCAGUCACUGUCGAGCGCAGCCAUCUCCGGGCAUUACGGAGCGGUUGUCGACACCCUCGAGGCUAUGAAGUUAUUUGUCGUGCUCACUACCGGUAAAAGUGGUCUUGUCAGCAAGAUGAGUGCCCAUAACGAAGGCCGCCAAGCUCUAUUUGACAAGGUUCGCGAGGGUGGCGAGAGUGAGCUAGUGAAGGAAUUCUUUCGCGACUGA
Messenger RNA from Talaromyces rugulosus, 1011 nucleotides. RefSeq lists its product as uncharacterized. The record is from RefSeq and is a predicted model, not a curated record. The transcript is spliced from 4 exons. NCBI's taxonomy places the organism in Eukaryota, Fungi, Ascomycota, Eurotiomycetes, Eurotiales, Trichocomaceae. The coding region runs from base 1 to 1011 and encodes 336 amino acids.